Molecule: messenger RNA, 633 nt
Organism: Schistocerca gregaria
Lineage: Eukaryota; Metazoa; Arthropoda; Insecta; Orthoptera; Acrididae
Product: cuticle protein 6.4-like
Exons: 2
Coding region: 91-378 (95 amino acids)
Source: RefSeq, a predicted model, not a curated record
UGGGCCGGCACAUCCCAGGGGCAUCCACAGACCACAGCACGGUCAGCUAUCUUCAGUCGCUACACAGACGCCACUCCACCUACCGCCACCAUGAUGAAGUUCCUGGUCCUGGCCCUGUGCCUGUUCGCCGCCGUCUUCGCCGCUGAGGAGUCCGCCCCCAAGGAGAAGCGCGGCCUGGCCUACGCCACCGGCCUCGGCUACUCCGCCCCCGUGGCCUACUCCGCCCCCGUGGCCUACUCCGGACUGUACAACGGCUACUCCGCCUACGGCGUGCCCGCCUACGCCUCCGGCUACUACGGCUACAGCGGCCUGGGAUACAACGGACUGGGAUACGCCGCUGCCCCCGCUCUGGGCUACGGAUACCACGGCAUCUACUGAGCGGACCGGACGGUGACGUCGUGUGACGACUGCAGUGCGAGCGGGCUCCGAACCGGGGUCCCCAACAACUGACCCCGAGGGAUAACUGCCUGCGGCGAGGACUACCAAACGUUCUCCUGCAACACCGGUCUCUCGAGCCCGCUGGACACCUUUUCCCUUUCACUCCCCCCCCCCCCCCCCCCCUUGGCCCAUCUUCCGAAAUUGUGUACUUUCCACAAACUGUAAAUAAAGUUUGCAAUUCAUUUCUUCUAUAAA